AUGUGUCUAGCGUACGCAUACGCCAGCGCAACCGAGUAUAAUACCGGAACGGUCUAUACUCCGAACCAUUGUCACAUGGGUGUCCAAGUUGAUGUUGUGAUCUGUUCAGGAGAUCAUGGAGAGAUAUUUCCUGCUAUUCCUUGUGGUCCCAUCCCAUCAGUCUGGAAGGAACACUCAGUCAUGAGUCUGCCAGUUGAUUACUUGCGCAACCCCUGCAUGUUAUUACUGUUUCGUUUGACACAAGCUGCAUCAGAUGCCACCAGCACACCCAACUCUCUGACCAACCUCGAGACUCGAAACUACUCGGGGUGCCAGCUACAGAUCCGUCGUCUAAGCGGUGAGGGAAUAAACGUGAAACGCGAAGCAGCGAAUCAACGAGGUCGAACGGUAGGGUGUAUGCCGAAACCGCACCGUGGAUGGCUACAACAGGAGUCCUCGCGAUGCCAUGGCGCCGCGCCAACCGCUGCCUCCUUAACCACUCGGACAUCCUGGCUAUCUAGGUUUCGCUUGACGCAAGCUGGACCUGAUGCCACCAGCACACCCGGUCUACACAGACGAGAGAGCUUCAUAUGUGUUACCCGUGUGGCAUAG
Messenger RNA from Filobasidium floriforme, 591 nucleotides. RefSeq lists its product as uncharacterized. Lineage: Eukaryota; Fungi; Basidiomycota; Tremellomycetes; Filobasidiales; Filobasidiaceae. Bases 1 to 591 code for a protein of 196 amino acids. The record is from RefSeq and is a predicted model, not a curated record. The transcript has 7 exons.